CAAGUUAAAUUAAUACCAAAUUAAACUUGUAGAAAUAUACAUCUUCAAACUUAUGGGAAAUGUUAUGCUUUGGAAAAUGAUGGAUUUACUGCCUGAUUCUACUUUCAAAAUUAAUGAUAAAAACGAUACAGCUUAAGUAAAUUCAGAAUUAUAAAGCUUUUACAUAGUCAAUGAAACAAGCACGUGAUUUUUAACAGCUGUUGUUUAGAUAAAGUAGAGAUCAAAAGCAUCAAAAUGUUGAUUUAAGAAGAUAGUAUGUUUCGACAAUUGACAUCAGAACAGGAAGAAAGCGAGAUUGUUCUCUCAGACAAUAAAGAAGACGAUGCGGAAAAGAAGGAUGGCACCCCCUUGCUCUCGGAAGCUCUCCACAACAUCGCUUUGGAAUUUCGAUGUGAAGAUACGACCCCCAGCCAGAGGAAGUUGUGCACCGAUUUUUGGAGAAAGUUAGAUCGACACCCUGAGUUUGACCGAGUUAUGGCCCGAGGUUGGUUAGCAGAAUGCACCGAGGUUGGUGUGGAAUCAAAGUCUGCUUUGAGAUCUCUCUCAAGGACUCCAUGUGAUGACCUUAGAGAAUUUGUGGAUAGACACAUCGACGAUAUGGUGUUUCCGUCCAUGAAACAGGACACUGCAAUUUGCGACGUAAACAAGGAUCUUGAAACAUCGUCGGCUAACCAGCUUCUUGACGACCUCGAACAGUUCGACUCCACGUUGCAAACAGAACAUACCGCUCCUCCAAAGUCACCGACAAGACACAAAAAUAACAAGAAAAAGCACUCAACAAACAGCGAACAAUAAUAUACUGUACAAUUAUUUGUAAGAGAGAUUUCACUAACUUAAAAACUAAAUUACAUUAAACGAAUUUUAAAUAGUU
This is a messenger RNA of Homalodisca vitripennis (glassy-winged sharpshooter), 871 nucleotides long. RefSeq lists its product as uncharacterized. The record is from RefSeq and is a predicted model, not a curated record. NCBI's taxonomy places the organism in Eukaryota, Metazoa, Arthropoda, Insecta, Hemiptera, Cicadellidae. The coding region runs from base 256 to 795 and encodes 179 amino acids. The transcript has 3 exons.